UUGGCAUAAAGAGCUCAGAAUCAUAAGAAGGAAACUAACCCUUAAGAUGAACCUCUCCUGUAAAAUUGUAGCCAGCUUACUUCUGAUUUUCAACUUUUCUACCAAAGAUGCAGUCCUCAGUGAGACCGGGAAUGCCAAGGAAGUCUGGGGUGUCUUGGAUCAGGAAAUCAACUUGGACAUUCCUAAUUUUCGAAUGAAUAAUGACAUUGAUGAUAUACAUUGGGAAAAAGGAAAGCCAAACAAGACCAGGGUUGCACGACUCAAAAAAGACAAGCCACCUUUUGUUCUAAAUGAAGCAUAUGUGGUAUUAGCCAAUGGAACUCUGAAAAUUAAGCCUCUGAAGAAAUAUUCCGGUGGUACCUACAAGGUAUCAGUAUACAAUACAGAAGGGAGAUUCGUGCGAGAAGAAACAUUUGAUUUGAAGAUUGGAGAGUUGGUCUCAAAACCAGAGAUCUCCUGGGAUUGUAUCAACAAAACUUUGACCUGCGAGGUAAUGAAGGGAACUGACCCUGAAUUAAAGCUAUAUCGAAAUCAGAAACAUUUCCUGACAAGUAUUCAGAGGAUCAUCGUACACAAGUGGACCACCAGACCGCAUGGGAAGUUCAAGUGCACAGCAAAGAACAGAUUCGGCGAGGAAUCCAGUGAGAAAGCCGACAUCUGUCUGGAGAAAGGUCUGGACAUCUAUCUCAUCGCUGGCAUUUGUGCAGGAGGCACCCUCUUCUUGAUCUUUGUGGCCCUGCUCAUUUUCUAUAUCAGCAAGAGGAAAAAGCAGAACCGCAGGAGAAACAGUUUUGUUGUUGCAGAUGAGGAGCUGGAGAUUAGAGUCCACAGAGUAACUACUGAAGAAAGGAGCCAGAAGCCCCACCAAGUGCCAGCCUCUAUGCCUCAAAACCCUGCGGCUUCCCAAGCACCUCCACCACCUAGUCAUCGUUCCCAGGCACCGGGUCAUCGUCCUCUGCCUCCUGGUCACCGCGGCCAGCACCAGCCUCAGAGGAGGCCCCCUCCUUCGUCGGGCGCACAAGUUCCUCAGCAUAAAGGCCCACCCCUCCCCAGACCUCGAGUUCAACCGAAACCUCCCCGCGGUGCUGCAGGACACACGUCCCCUUCCUCUAAUUAAAAAGCAUAGAGACCUUUCUUUCCGGUAAAAGGCACCGUGGAUUUCUCCAGCCCGGGGGUGCACAUCCGCACUUCCAUCGGGUGUUUUCUACGAGCGGAACAUCAUCGCCUCCCGAUGCUCGUGGACCAUAGCUACCUCUGCACCUUGCGACCCAGCAUGUGGUCCACAUCUGGGAGGGAGAAACAAUAAACAUGUGGCCGUGAGGAUGAUGGGAGACGGAACACAAAAAUCUUAGCGCUCUCUUGUCUCCCUCUCAGCUCACGUGCAGAUGAGCUAAGCCAGGUGGCGGCUGUGCCCAGGUCUCCCUGCAAGCAGCCUGAGGGACUCUCAGGUUUCUUGUGUGCCCUGGUGGACACAUGCCCACCGUCCUGUGAAUAGAAGUGAAAUAAAGGCUUUGACUUGA
Messenger RNA from Microcebus murinus (gray mouse lemur), 1520 nucleotides. RefSeq names its product CD2 molecule (gene CD2). NCBI's taxonomy places the organism in Eukaryota, Metazoa, Chordata, Mammalia, Primates, Cheirogaleidae. Gene Ontology annotation, molecular function: signaling receptor binding. Gene Ontology annotation, biological process: positive regulation of type II interferon production; cell-cell adhesion. Gene Ontology annotation, cellular component: membrane. The record is from RefSeq and is a predicted model, not a curated record.